UUGACGAUGUCGGUCGCCAAAGUCCGAAACUGUUGUCAGAGUGCAUCAUUGUGGCCGGAGAUGAGUAUAUUGUGAUUUGUUUACAUGUUCUCGUUCGUAAUUCAGCAAAAGUAGCAUUUCUCUUCGACACACAGACAAAAUGGAACUUCCACAGCCACCUCCCGUUUUGAAGCAUCGACAAGCUCGUGAACAACACCAGCCACAACACUCAAAUCAGGGUCAAGGUCAACCAUCAAUGCAUCAGCCUCCUCCUCCACCACCCCCUCCCCCUCCCCAAGGAGGUUUUCCUGGAGGAGGUGGUAGCGGUUCAUUCCCUGGUCAGAAUUUUCCCCCAGGGUACCCCUACCCACCCACUUCAGGAUAUCCUGGAGCAGAUGUCAACCAGUUCAAUCCUGGGAAUCCACCCUCGAGUGGAUUUUCUCAAGGGCAGUACCCUCCACCUCCUCCACCUACAAGUGAACCACCACCACCUACGUCAUUCCCUCAGGUCACGUCAGCCUUUCCACCAACUGGAGAGCCUAAUUAUGCCCCAUCUCCUAAUUUUGCUCCUCCAACAACUUCUGAACCUCCGUUCUCACACAGUCAGUCUUUCCCUCCGCCACCACCAGGAGAUGCUACAUAUACAGCUCCUCAGGCUGGUGAACCUGGUGCCUUCACAACUAACACGACUGGAUAUGUGCAGCCUCCACCUCCCCCACCGCCUCCCCCUCCUUCAACCAAUGUGGAUGCAAUCACUGCCCAGCAACAACAGUUGCAGGAACAGAUCCAUCAGAGUGAACAGAAUUUGGCUGCUCAGCAGCAGGUUCUGGAGCAGCAGAAAGAAGUACAGGUCAGAGAAGGCAUUUACAUGGCCAGGGGCGAAUUACUGCGCAACGAGGCAAUAGAACUGGGAUUUUCAACACAAGAAGUUGAUGAAUUACUUGGACCUAUUACAGAAUCAUGCACAAAGGAUUCUAUAUCCAAUGGCAAGCACUGGAUAUUCACCAAUGCCCAGUCAUCCACCAAAAACAUAUGGAUAUCAAAGUAUCUUCUGUGGAAGGCUACUGCAAAUAAUGGUCCAUUCACACACAAGCUUCAUAUCAUCUAUCUGAUGAAUGAUGUCCUUCAUCAUUGUGUACGGAAAAAUGCUGAUGACCUGAAAGAAGCUCUAGAAAAGGUUCUGGCUCCAAUGUUCUGCAAUGCUAUGACGAUUGCUUCAGAAGACCAAAAAUCAAAGUUGGACAAGCUACUUAACCUAUGGGAAUCAAAAAUCAAACUAGAAGAUGAUGUGGUUAUGCAAUUGAAAAACCCUGUUGAGUCUUGGGGCAAUUCUGAAAAGGCAAUGAUCGAUGAGUUCCCACAAGUUGUUGCUACCAUUAAUCAGCACAUCGAUGCAACUUUCGAGGGAUACAAGCAACAGCACAAUGCAUUUGUGCAACAUGCCAAUGGUCAGAUACAGUCUCUCGCAAACCAGAAGCAACAGAUGGAGCAACAGGCGGCAGCGGCAGCGGCAGCAGCAGCAGCUGCUGUGGCUGCAGCUCAAGCUCCCGAAGCCUCUAGUAGUGACAUGUCUGCAGCACAAGGAAACAACUUUGGAGGUGCCCCUCCUCAACCUCAGUUCCCUCCACCUCCCUCUGGAGGCCCUCCCAUACCAUCAGGUCUUGAUUUUAACCAGCCACCUCCGGGAUUCCCUCCAGGUCUCCCAUUAGUUGAUUUCAGCAAGCCACCUCCUGGCUUUGCUGUUGAAGAACAGAAGGAAAAUUUAGUCCCAACUGUUCCAUACUACGAACUUCCAGCUGGACUUAUGGCACCUCUUGUAAAAAUAGAAAAUCACAAAUAUCGGCCUCUUGAUCCAGCUCAGUUGAGGCUUCCCCCACCUACUCCACCAAGUGAACGAUUGCUAAGAGCAGUAGAGAAUUUUUAUGCUCCCCCUUCACAUGAAAAACCUAGGAAUAGUGAAGGAUGGGAACAGUUGGGCCUUUAUGAUUACUAUAAAGACAAAAGUCAGUCUGUCAAAAGAAAAGAAAUGGAAAUAACAGAAGGAAUACGGGAGAAGUCUCGAUCCCCAUCACCGGUUGUGAUUGAGCCUCCUCCAGAAGAAGAGGAGAAACCAUCUGACCAGCCAAUUAGAAGAUAUAGGUCGGUAAGCCCAGAGGCUAUUGAAGAAAAAGUCAUGACUCGUUCCCGCUCCCGUUCUCCUAGUCACAGUCCACCACACGUAAGACGAAUGCCUAAACCACGAUCUCGAUCUCGGUCCCUUUCUAGAACACCACCUCCAAGAUCCCGACACAGAUCCCGGACGCCUUCACCACGCAGAAGUCGUUCACGCUCCGAGUCUCCUAGGCGUUCCGAGUCUCGUUCAAGAUCGCGAUCAAGAUCACCAAAAUCAUCUCCAACCAAAGUACCAUUUACAAGAUCACGUUCACGAAGCCCAUCGCCACCUUCUUUCAUGGGUGGAGGAGCUUUUCCCAAGUUAGACCAACGGUUGGAUGAGAAUAAUAAAGGUCACCAGAUGUUGCGAAAGAUGGGAUGGGGCGGUUCAGGCCUUGGUGUCAAAGAACAAGGCAUCAGUGACCCUGUAUCAGCUGCAGAGAUCCGUGACACACCGCAGGAGAGGUUCCGAGGGCUAGGUGUCCCCAGUGUUCAAAGUGACCCUUAUGAAGCUUUCAGAAAGAACAAAGGACAAGCAUUUAUUAAUAGGAUGAAAGCAAGGGCAGAGGAAAAGUAUUAGAACACUAUUUUUUAUUUUGCGAAAAUUUUUAUACGAUAGAGACAAUUAUGGCAUAAAGAUGAGAGCUUCUUGUAUCAGAUAGGAAUGUGGGUUCCAUGGUGUCUAAAUUCUAAAUGUUUGUGGUAGACAAAACUAUUGUUACUUAUGUAUACUAUCUCAAAUGGUGUAGAAUGUUUGUGUUGACAUUUGUUUAUUGCGAGCACUGUAUACCAAAGGGAGUGUACUUUUCACUAGAGAAGAAACAUGGUGAUUGAAAUUGAUGCAGAGACAACAGAAUCUGUUUGAAUACAUUGACUGAGGACUGAUGUAAAAAUUUGUGGUUAUGCAUACACUAAAUAUAUGCCAUAGAAUAUUUUUUAUGGUAUGUACGUGUUACAUACAAUAAAUAACUCUAAAGUCCCAUAUGUAUGUACAUACACUACAUAGUACAGUAUGUUACUUUGUGAUUUUUGUUAUAUACUUGGUAUAGAAUAUAUGAAAUAAUGUACAAUACUAGAUAAAUAGAUUGAUUGCGCUAUAUUAAAUGUAAGUACAUGUUAUCUAAGUAUGUUCCUGAUUUUGUGUUUUAUUUUGCUCCAGUGCAACAAUCUUACCUCAUGAUUGCAGGAAAGCUACAACAUCUAAAGCCCAUAUGAGAGUUACUACAGUAUCAUGAUAUCAGAUGGAAUGUAAAUGUUUCAGAGAUGGUAUUUGUACUUCAGUGUCUUGAAUUCUUUGCUUUGCCUUGGAUAUAUAUGUAUAUAUAUUUUUUAACAGCUA
Messenger RNA from Macrobrachium nipponense, 3469 nucleotides. It is a transcript of the gene scaf6, whose product is annotated as calcium homeostasis endoplasmic reticulum protein-like. Lineage: Eukaryota; Metazoa; Arthropoda; Malacostraca; Decapoda; Palaemonidae. The record is from RefSeq and is a predicted model, not a curated record. Gene Ontology annotation, biological process: intracellular calcium ion homeostasis; RNA processing. Gene Ontology annotation, cellular component: perinuclear region of cytoplasm. Gene Ontology annotation, molecular function: RNA binding.